Molecule: messenger RNA, 1400 nt
Organism: Zingiber officinale
Lineage: Eukaryota; Viridiplantae; Streptophyta; Magnoliopsida; Zingiberales; Zingiberaceae
Product: putative serine/threonine-protein kinase
Exons: 1
Coding region: 151-1281 (376 amino acids)
Biological process (GO): protein phosphorylation
Molecular function (GO): ATP binding; protein kinase activity
Source: RefSeq, a predicted model, not a curated record
ACCCUAACAAAACGCGGGGCGCGGAGUCGGCUUGCUCGCAAAAUGACGCUCCCGUCGCCUUCCUUGUCCUCCCUCUUAACGUUUCUUUCAAGCAAUCGAGGCCCAUCAUUCAAACCCUCGUCUUGACCCCAAUUCGAGUCCACUGCGGCCAUGGUGUCGCCUCUCCAAGUGCUGAUCGCCACUGUAGCUAGUUUCAUCUUCGUCUCCCUCCUUUUCGUCGUCAUCCUCCUCCUCUGCAGUCGCCGCUUUGAGUCCCGCCGUUCGGGUCCCCUAAUCGAAUCCGCCGUCGAGGACUCGCCGGUCCUCCGCUCGCUUGGCCGUCCCGGCGCCUUGUCCAUUUCCUACGCCGACGGCGAGAGCAGCACCUUGUACGACCCGUCCCUGGACCAGAUCUCCAUGUCGGAGUUGGCCGCGGCCACCAGGAACUUCGCGGCGGACGGCAUCAUCGGCGACGGCAGCUUCGGGUUCGUCUACAAGGCGCGGCUCUCGUCGGGCGCCACGGUCGCGGUGAAGCGGCUCUCCGCGGACGCCGCGCACGGCGUGCGCGAGUUCAAGGCGGAGAUGGACACCCUAGGGCCGAUCCGCCACCCAAACCUGGUGCGCAUGCUAGGGUUUUGCGUCGCGGGCCGCGACCGCCUGCUGAUCUACGAGUACGUCGAGCACGGCAGCCUGGACGAGUGGCUGCACGAGACGGACGCCGAGGGGCAUCCCCGGCGGCUUCCUUGGCCGACGCGGCUGGGCAUCGUGCGCGGAGUGGCAGCGGGGCUGGCCUUUCUCCACGAGGGCUGCCGCCCGGCGGUGAUCCACCGCGACAUCAAGGCCAGCAACGUGCUGCUGGACGAGGGGUUUGGGGCGCGCAUCACCGACUUCGGACUGGCGCGGCUGGUGGAGGCGCCCCGCACGCACGUGUCGACCCAGGUAGCGGGGACGGUGGGGUACAUGGCGCCGGAGUACUGGGAAGGGGCGACGGCGGCCACGGUGAAGGGGGACGUGUACAGCUUCGGGAUACUGAUGCUGGAGGUGGCGACGGGGCGACGGCCGAACCUGGGUGUGCGACAGGAGGGGGGCGCCAGAGGGAAAGAGAUGCUGCUGGUAAACUGGGUGCGCCGGAUGGUAGAGCAGGGGCGGAUCCCGGAGAUUCUAGACCGCGAGAUGGGGAGCGAAGGUGUAGUGGAGAGCGAGGUGAGGGCAUACUUGGAAGUGGCCUUCCACUGCACCGAAGAGCAUUCCAGGAACAGGCCCGCCAUGGGAGAAGUUGUAGCUGCCUUAAACCUUCUCUAAACUUUUUAUAAAAAAAUAUGUUCGAUGAUAUUUUUGAUUCUUAACCAGAGUAUCACAAACUAAGCUGUGGUUGUAAUACUUCUUACUUGCAACUGUAUGAAAACACAAGUUCAGGCACA